Molecule: messenger RNA, 2369 nt
Organism: Drosophila busckii
Lineage: Eukaryota; Metazoa; Arthropoda; Insecta; Diptera; Drosophilidae
Gene: Mad1
Product: mitotic spindle assembly checkpoint protein MAD1
Exons: 4
Coding region: 58-2283 (741 amino acids)
Biological process (GO): attachment of mitotic spindle microtubules to kinetochore; mitotic spindle assembly checkpoint signaling
Cellular component (GO): mitotic spindle; nuclear envelope; kinetochore
Source: RefSeq, a predicted model, not a curated record
GAUGUGUGUAAUUUGCAUGCCGCAAAAAAUUAACAAAUUUAUAGCAAAUAGAGCGCAAUGGAUGAAAUACGCAGCAGCUUGGACAAUAUAAUGGCCAGAUUCAAUGAUAGUAUUGUAAACUCGGCACCUAAACGACUCAGUUUCGACCGCCUCUCCAUGUCUUUCAGCGAAGACAGUAGUACUAUGACAGUGCCGAAAAAACGUCGUCUGGAGGAGUACAAUGAGAGUUCACUGUCAGCGAGUCUGAACGCCAGCAGCACAUCGCUUAGCAACUCAUUUAAUGAUCCCAAUGGCCCCUGGGAAUUGCGCAAACUUCGCGCCGAACUAAUCGAGUCCAAGGCGGUUGUCGCUGAACUACAGGACAGACUCAAACAUCAAGAUAAGGAAUACCGCAGCGAAAUAGCACUGGAGGAAAGCAAAAGUGCAGCGUUGAAGCAACAAUGCGACUUUACAAGCGCCAAAAUGUUAGAGUUGGAGCGGCAGGUACAACUGCUGCGCAAACGCGAACAUGCUGCCAGACAGGAAACAACCCAGGCAAUUGCAGAUCUGGCGGCACAAAAACUUAAGUACGAGGCAACGAUUAGCCGUCUAAAGCAGCAGCAACAACAGGCGGAACAGGAUGCAAUCGAGCUGCAGAGUGCUUUGAGCAAUGAGAUAAGUGAAUAUAAACGUAGCAGCGAGCGCAGCGAAUUAGAACUAGACGCCUGCCAGGGCGAGUUGGAUCGCAUACGCGAACGCUAUGAGGACUGCAAGCAGCAGGCGGCAGAUUUUGAGAAACUGUCACAGCGUUAUGAGCUACAACAGCAACAACUGGAGACCAGCGAGGCGCGCAUUAAAGAGCUCGAGUAUCAAAUUGCCAGCUACACUGACUGGGAGCAGGUGACCAAGCAAACACAGGCGCGUCUGCUCAGUCUGCCUGAAUUGCAAACCGAGGUAACACGACUUAAGGCGCAAAACAAGCAGCUGCAUACGCUUAUAGGCAACAAACUGCUGCUGGAGGAGCAAGUGCAUGACUACAAAACGCGUCUGCAACGCGAAGAAGGUGCACGCGCUGAAGCUGCCACGCUUCAAGUGAAGCUCACGCAUGUGGAGCAAGAGCUGCGCGAAUGGGUGCAGCUUGCUCAGGAUCAUUGCUUGCCCAAUACGUUGGUCAGUCCGAUGGCCUUGCGCACACGCAUUGAGCAGCUGCUGCAGGCGGAUAUAGUGCGCGUGGCUGAACAAAGCAGCGCCAGCGCGGACGUUAAGCAGCUGCAGUCUGCGUUGCGUGAGCUGGAACAAAAGUGCAGCGUCUAUCUGAAGAACAUAGAGGACAUGAAUGUUGUGCUGAAGCGUCACAAAAGCUUCAGAGAGCGUCUGCAACGCAAGCUGCUGAUCGUCUGCAAAGAGCGCGACUUUUACAAGCAGCUGCUGGACAACUUUGACAAGGAUAUGACCAUGUCCAAUGCUAGCAAUGUGGACAUGACGGUGGAUAUGCAGCUGCGCUAUCGCAACGAAGUGCUGGAACGCACUGUGACUGGCUAUAAGGAAAUGUGUUCGACGCUAGAGCGUGAAUUGCAGGCCAUGCGCCAGCAGGAGCAACUGCAGGAUCCAUCGCCGUCCACUGAGUGCGGCUACGAUAGCGUUAAACAGGAGCUGGAUACACUGCGCAUGGAGAACGAGCGUUUAACGCGUCGCAAGGAGGAGCUCGAGCUUGAGCUGGAGCAUCGCUGUUUGCGUGGUGAUUUCAACAUGGGACAGUACAAAGUGCUGCAUAUAAAACAAAAUCCUGCACAAGAAGCCUACGAUAUAAGCAAAAAUAUUGUGGAGAAACUGCAAGCGGAGAUUGAACGACUGAAGCGCCGCAACAAGAAGUUGGAGGAGGACCAGGAGCAAACCCAAGACACCAUCAGCGGCAGCACUGGCAUGACAAUGAACUUUAAGGAGCUAAAUCAGAUGCGUGCUGAACUGGAAACAGCGAAUGGCAAAAUGAAAAAGAUGAAGGACUGCUUCAAGGCAGCUAGCAAGGAGUUCAGAGAUGUUUGCUAUAUGCUGCUGGGCUAUAGAAUUGAUCGCGUGGGCGCCAAUUCGCAUUAUCGCAUUUCAAGUAUGUAUGCUGAGAGUCCGGACGACUAUUUAUCCAUCAGCGUUAACGAAUCGAAUUGCUUGGCUUUGCUGGAGUCGCCUUACUCAAAGACUUUAAAGCCCGCUAUAGAUCAACAGCUGGCCGCGAAUAACUCAUUCCCCGCAUUCUUUUCUGCGCUUACGCUGGAGCUUUUCCAACGUGCCACAGUCACCAUAACCUAACCGGUCCAACAUGUAGCGUGCUCAAUCAAAUUUUAACUACUAGGAGUCUAUCUUAUUGAAAUAAACACAUAGAUAAGAAAUAUAUU